AUGCAGUCGCCAUGCAUGAGGUCAGCACGUCUGCACCUAGAUGCUAGUAUCUUUAGCAGCCUGAGUUUUCACUUGUAUGUCUAUCCCUGCCUCCUGUACUUCUACAAAUUUUGUCUCGGUGGAAGAACAGGUAGGCAUAUUUCUUUAUGCCGUUUCGAACAAUGCAACCAAUUGUACACUCCAAGGGCAAUUUCAGCAUAG
Triticum turgidum subsp. durum (durum wheat) is the source of this 201-nucleotide messenger RNA. The record is from the annotation of a GenBank genome assembly. Lineage: Eukaryota; Viridiplantae; Streptophyta; Magnoliopsida; Poales; Poaceae.